Molecule: messenger RNA, 4553 nt
Organism: Halichondria panicea
Lineage: Eukaryota; Metazoa; Porifera; Demospongiae; Suberitida; Halichondriidae
Product: fibronectin-like
Exons: 20
Coding region: 441-4433 (1330 amino acids)
Biological process (GO): cell-cell adhesion
Molecular function (GO): protein binding
Source: RefSeq, a predicted model, not a curated record
UCCAUAGGAAUAAUUAAAGGGUGUGUCCAAAGAGAUCAAUUUCACAAAUGGCUACUGCUAGCUAGCUGUUUUAACAGAUAUUUUCUGAGUAUUGUAGCUAACAAAAAGCUAGCGCUUUAGUGCAAGGCUAACUCAUAUGUUGAAUAGAAAGUUUGUGCGGACAGAUGAUGCUAUGAAAGAUUCUGAAGAGACUGCAACAGCCUUCAAUACAGACAGACACACACACAGUCAGCAUUACCGUAUCCCUCGUGCGGCUACGCCUCGAGGCAUAACAACCUUAAAGGGCGACUUGGAUUCGAAGCUAAAAACUAGACAAAGUGACAACAAAUAAUGGCACAGUCACUCCAUCAUGGAUAUGAAACACUUCAACAUCCGUCUAUGCCUAGCGCCUACACUGUACUGUACGGCCGAGGAUAAAGCUGCUCAAGAUAUAAGUGCCAAUGGAGAGUUUGUUGACUGGUCUCCUCUUGUUUCUCUCCACUCACUGUCUCUUGGUGGAUGCUCAAGGAGAGCCUAUUGUGACUAGCCUCACAUACAACGCCCCCACACUCACCCUAACCUGUUUGUCCAGUGGGGGGCCGGCCACUACUGUCGUGUGGCGUAGGAACUGCUCCCCCCUCACAAUAGGCACACCCUCACAGAACCUCACAGACAGUAUUGCGGGGGCGUACACCUCCACCCUCACACUCCCCACACCAGCUGAUGAUGGUGUCUACAGCUGUACAGUGGAGAAUAGGCGAGGGAGAUCCAGUAGCACAGUCACUGUCGGAGAUGAUGUUGCCUUUGAUGUCACCAUCACUCCUAGUGAAGCCACACCCAUUGCUGGUCGACCUUUGACCCUCACCUGCAGCCACAACAGUAGUGAUGAUCUCACCUCCGUCAGCUUCCAAUGGUUGGACACACAGGGGACAUCUGUCAGUAAUAACUCCACUUUGACCUUUGACACUCUGAGAGAAAGUCAGCGAGAGUACUAUUGUGUGGUUACCGUGGGAACUGAAGUCGGCUGUGUCGAGUAUUAUAGCAAUGUACAAGUUCCUGUGUUUGGUGUUAAUAUCAGUGAUGUUUCUGGAACUGUUGGUAUGGCAACAACGCUCAGCUGUACCCUCUCUGACUCCCCUGUUACCAUGGCAAUGUAUCGUUUCUUCAAAGGGGGUGUUUCCAUUGGUACUAGCUCCACCCACAUGUAUACCAUCCCCAUGGCUCAGUUGUCUGAUGCUGGGAAUGACUACACAUGUGAGGUGGUCAUAUCUCUUGAUUACCUUGACCUCUCCAGUCCCCUCACUCUGAGCAGCAACCAACAGGCCACCAUAUCACUAACCAUACCGGACCCCAGUAUGUUCAUCAGUGUGACCCCCUCCACCAUGGACACCACCCCCUUCACUCCCUACACUAGCGUGGAUGCCAUUAUUAACUGUGCUACCACAACCGUUCUCAUACCUGGUGUGGAUGCUAUCAUUGUAUUACUAAGAGUGGAGAACGGUGUAGAAUCAGAGGUGGUCAGCACAGCAAGGAUAACAGCAGGUCCAGUUGUGAAUACAUUGAAUGUCUUUUUCCUACGAUCGUACUCCCACUCUCCUGCUAGUAGGAUGGCAGACUCUGGUAGCUAUGUGUGUGAGGGAACCAUCAUUCCUGAAGAUGCUGGACUGAGGCCCUUUAUCACUGAUGGUACUAGCAGGUCCACCCUAACAGCCAUUGAUGUUCUUGAUCCGAUACUGGACAUUGCUGUCACCAUGGUAACUGGUCGUAUACUAGACAUACCUCCGUACAACACCUAUGCUAUCACUUGUACGGCUUCAUCAAGAGUUCAAAGUACACCCACGGCCAUCACCAAGACGAUAGAGUGGAGUGUAUCCUUUAACAGUGGAGCAGUUACCAUGGUAACAGAGGGGGUGGUGACUAAUCACCUCGCCAUGGCUACUAGUUCCAGCGUCUUGAGUAUAAUGACAAGUGUAUCUGGAGAGUAUGAAUACAGGUGUGGUAGCCAACUAGAGCUGGUGGGUGUGGCUGACAGUGUGGAGGGGGCGGUCACAUCAAGUGUCACUGUGUAUGGCCCCUCCUCUCCCACCAUGCCCACGUCACUGACUGUAUCCAUGGUGAACCAUGAGUCGGCCAGCUUCGAGUGGGUGGUGAUGACUGUUGCCUAUGACAACGAGAGUUACAUAGUGACAUAUGGCCUCGACUCUAAUGACCUCACCAACAGCAGUGCCACUCAACCUGGCUCCAGUGACAUCAGCCUCACCAAUAGUGUGUACAGUAUAUCUGUGGGAGGUCUACAAAUGAAGACAAGGUAUUAUUAUCGUGUGGUGUCCACCAACUCAGCAGGCAGUACCCAAUCAGAGCUGGCCACCUUCAACACCACUGGUGUUGGUCCGAGUGCUCCCCUCUCCCUGAGCUACAUUAUGACCACACCCACUAACCACACCUUCUCAUGGCUUCCUCCUAACAAUACUGACAUUGCUGUAACCCAGUACACACUCACCUGCCAGGGAACACUCAGGAUUGGGGACCCUCUGGAUUCUAUCGCCAUAGUAACCGUCAUGACCUGUGUGAACGCUGACCUCGUCCCUUGGGCCAACUACACAUGCUUCGUGGUUGCCAAUAACAACAAUGGCUCCUCCCCUAGUAGCAACGAGAUCAGUUUCAUUACUCCUGAAACAGCUCCUAGUGGACCCCCUGGUAACUUUUUUGCUGGCUUAAAUCCUACCGGAGGGAUAGUACCAUUCACCUGGACUUCACCACCUUCUAACCAAAGGAAUGGAUUCAUCAUUGCAUACUCUCUGGAGUGUAGUGCAGGACCAACAGAUACCGUUGUCACAGUGUUCCCGCCAUCUCCUAACAACCAGUACACGGCCAUCAACUACUCUGCCCUCACUACCUACACUUGUAGUGUACGAGCUAGGAACAGUAAGGGGGAGGGGCCACCAGCCACACUGGACGUUACCACAGCAGAGGAUGUUCCUGGAGCUCCUCCGAUGUCGUUCACUGCCACCGCUCGUACUAACGGGACAGUGCUCUUUAAUUGGAGUCCACCCCCCUCUGCACAACAAAAUGGCGUCCUCACUGACUACACUUUGACCUGUGCCCCGCCACUUUCCUUCAACUAUGGUCCUAAUGAGGUGGGCGGGACUGGUGAGGGGUUUUCCCCUGCCACACGCUACACAUGUACACUCACUGCCAGCACAGCAAUUGGAGCUGGUCCAUCAGCCAGCGUAACCAUAGUAACAUUUCCGUCAGUACCAGCUGUGAGUGUCAUCUCUCUAUCAAGUACUCAGCUGGGGGUCAACUGGACCACACCCGUUAAUGCAAUCAUCACAGAGCAUGUUAUAUAUCUGGAUGGGGCGGAGUUUGGCCGCUCCCAGGGGUCAGAGUUCAUUAUCAGUGGUCUACGUCCAUACACAGAGUACAAUGUGGGGGUCAGUGCUAGUAACGAGGCAGGAGAGGGAUCAGUCAGCGAGGGACAGAUUAUCAGGACACUAGAGGAUUUGCCUGGGCGUGUGGAGUGUGCCCCUCGCUGGGUGUCUAGCUCCUUCACUUCUGUCACUGUACGUUGGGCCCCGCCUACUCAAGAGAACGGCAUCACCCUCGCUUACCACAUCCGAUUGGUUCGUUAUGGAAGCUCUGACUCCACCCCCCUGGCCGAGGCUAACGUGACUAGCUCUGAUAGGGAGGUGACACUGACCCCCAGUGAUGACUUGGUGGGGGGUAUCCCCUACACUGUCCAGGUGGUGGCUGAGAAUAGCAUCGGACGUAGCACUGAGAUAUGCCAAUCCAUUGACUUCAUUGCUCAGCUUGAGCCCCCGCCCCCUUCUGGCCUGGGGGUCUCACGUACUCCUGAUACUAUAACACUGUCCUGGGACGUGCCUACUCUACUGGAGGCUAGAGGCUACGUUAGCUACACAGUGACCUUUGGACCCAGUGUGGGAGCACGCAAGAGACGACAGACAUCUGAUGAAUGUAGCGUGUCACCUUGUAAUGUCCCCGUGGAGAGAGGGGGUGUGGUCAUCAGCGGCUUGGACCCUGGAACGAACUAUGACCUCACAGUUACACCGUCCAAUGAGGAAAACAUUACUGGAAUGGCUGCCACGGCAACAGCUCCAACCUCUACUGAUGAGAGUUUUCUCUACACUGGUGCUGUGGUGGGAGGAGUGGUGGCCCUGGUAGCAAUGGUGGUGAUUGCAGUGACUGUAGUGAUGGUGACCUACCUAGUGCUCCGGUACAAGAGAGGAAGGAUAAUGACUCUUCUUCGAGAUAUCUCCCUUACUGACCAGGGUCAAAGUGCAGCCGCUACCUACGAGACCGUCUCUGCCACUUAUGAGGAGAUCCCAGCCUCCAGAGAGGUCAAAGGUGAUUACAGCUUCACACAGAACAGUGCCUACUCGACUGUGGUGAGUGGGCGUGAUGCUCCUGCUGCUGAAGGAAUAUACGAUAACUGAACUAUCACAUGACUCGUCAAAGUUAAUUGUUUAUAGCUAGCUCAUGAAUAGCAUUCAAAUAUACAUGUAUCACUCAUCAGCCCCUUUCCUUUUAAUUAAUAAAAAAUGGUUUUAAUCUGA